AUGGCUAAGAUCGAUCCUCACACGGUGGACAUGCUCCAGCUUCGCGCUCCAAAGGCUUCCAAGGCGGAUAAGAAAGCCGUGAAAGGUUUAAUUCUCAGCGGCGAGGUUUUCUCUGAGUUCAGUGAGGCCGACCGUGCUGCCAUUUGGCAUAAACUGCGGUCUUGCGAAGCCUGUGACUGUGUGAUCCCUUCCAUUCAUACCUUCUUCCGUGAUAUCUCCUAUCUCAACGUCUGUGCAGACGCAGUGAAGCGGCUGGCUGUUCUCAACAAGCAGCACCCCACAGUCCAGAAAGCACUGGCCCACAGCUUCCGGCCACGUCGUGCCAACGAGGACUGUCAAAUCCAAACAUCGGAGACUACAUUCCGUGGACAGCCCGGUACGUCUGCUGACCGGAAAGAGACUGGAUAUCGCCAAAUCUGUAUGUACGCCAUGCGAUGGUAUCCGGAGAUGGCCAAAGACGAACAGAGCCACACUCUCAAGGCCAAACCCACCCGCGCCAAGGCGGACGAGAACGCUAUCUAUGAUAUGGCCGUACUUGCGCGGAGACUGGGUUUCCGCUCCAAGCAAAUCAAGAACAUCUUGAAGCAAUCUCCUGAUCGGCAAAUUGCGCGGACAGCCCUGCUGAAAGCCCGAAGACCUGACCGCUAUCAUUAUGACGAUGACAUGUUUGAAUCUCUCGUUGACCGUAUUACGGAGAUCUUUUCCCUUGCGAUCCCCAGCGACAACCAGCCAGCCGCAGAGCUCAUUGUAGGCAGAGCGGUGAAGCUGAAAGAUCGGUGUGGGCCUCCUGCGAUACAAGCACAGCGGCUGGAUCGUCUGCAUCUUUUUCUAGAUCGAUUACAUACAGAAAUGCCAUCGCAGCAGCAUGUGUCGUCUUUCUAUGUCAGACAAUGUGUCUACUAUGCCUUCUUCGGUAAACCCUCUGUGCCCCGACCGCACUCGACUACAACCGGAAGGCCCUCAUCAGAACUCCCCUCGGAUCGUUCCUCACCUUUAUUUGUUCCAGAUGACUCGCCGCGUGGCGACUUGGAAUCGACAGCAGAGGAAGCACUAGCGCGCAGCGACCGGGAAGGACAGCCUACAAGCCACCAUCAACUGCGGGAGAUACGUAGGGAGCGACGCCGCCAGAGGCGGGAAGAAAGGCAAAAUCGACGGCAAGAACGUCGACGAGAGCAUGCAGUGGAGCAGGUGCCAGCUGUUUCCCGAAGUUUCUCUCUCCGCGAUUCUCCCACAAGCACCAUGAGUGAUGUUUCUGGGACAAUUAUAGACAACCAGGAAAGUCCAAGGUCUUCUGGCGUAUCAGAAGAAACUGAGUUAUGGCCUGAAUCCGGGGAAAUCGAGCAACAAGCUGAAGAAGGGUCAAUUCCUGAGCAGAUUGAGCAAGAGCACCUGGAAACAGAAAGUAUGGAGCAAGAAGAACAGGGGCAGCUUAUGAGAGAGAAUGAAGAAAGCGUCGAGCAGGAGCGCCUAGCAAGAGAGGCUGAGGAAAGAGCUGAACAGGAACGCCUAGCACGAGAGGCUGAGGAAAGAGCCGAGCAGGUGCGCCGAGCACGGGAGGCUGAAGAGACUGCUGCAGCACAGAGAGCCGAACAAGAACGGCUGGCAAGAGAGGCAGAAGAAAGAGCUGAGCAGGAACGACUGGCAAGAGAGGCUGAAGAAAUUGCUGCUGCAGAGCGGCUAGCUGCGGAAACUGCUGAGCAAGAGCGACUGGCAAAAGAGGCAGAAAGAAUGGCUGCAGAAGAAGCUGCUACAGAGAGAGGCCUGAACAAGAACACCCGGCACCAGAGGGAGAAGCCGCUGCACAGGCAAUUACGGCAGGGAACUAGCCACGAUGAAGGGGUCACCGCCGAAGAUGUCGAGAAACUCCUCGACGGAAUGCUUCAGGGCAAUCCAGAACAGAAGACAAUAGGUAGCCACGACAUUCAAGGGCGUGAUCUGCUAGUCGAAGGACCGAGUGAAGCUACCGGGAAUGCGCACGCCGAAGAAGAACGAGUAGCUAAGGAGCGAGAUAAUACUCUAGCUCAGUUACAAGAGAAGGCUGAAUAUAAUAUAAUGCCGUCGGAGAGUCACGAGAUACUUGCUGAUCCUUCCCGGCCUGUCACUCAACUGGACCUAUCCAGCUUGAUUGCCAGAUGGCGUGAAGGUGCGAGUCAGCUAGACGAAGAUGACACACGGCGGCCUCAUAGCCGACGUUCGAGACAUGGUCAACAAUCGCGGCACUCCAAACCUACCGGGCUCAGAAAAUCUCGGAUGAAGGAAAGAUCUACAUACCAAGAUAUCAAUCGAACAGGGACCCAUGAUGCUGCCACAUAUAAGCAACUGGGAUGGGACCCUGAAGCCUCUCUCCCAGGUCCCGUGCCGCCGACGCAGGCGCCACCGCCGCCAGCCAGUGUACCAGUAGCACACUCAACCCGAGAAGGGAUAAUAGAUGUCCAUCCUGAGGACCAAACAUUGCACCAACCAGUGCGGGAAGUACAAGAGCCGACGUUACCUGCACCGAUACCCGAGGAGCAUAAUGACAGGACGGCAGCGGAUGGUAAUCGUGUAGGUGGCCCUUUAAACCAGGGCGCCAUCCACGCCAAUACUCUUGAGAAACCCCUGGAGGGGACUGUCGCACCCCGUACCAUGUCUUCCGGUAUAGAUGGAGCUGGAAACCAUCCGUCUUCUGUGGUAAUGCCUUACGAGGGCUAUGCCGCUUUGGAACCAGCCAAGCGCCAAGAGCUUGCCAGGCAAGGUCAUCAAGGAGUCGCGACUGACGUGACAGAGACUGCUGAGGAAACAUUGGGACUCGCGCAACAAGAGGAGCAAGAGAGACCAACAGUGGAUCGAGCGGAUCCAGAGCAAGCCCGGAAGGAGGUGGAUGAGAGAGCGGCGGCAGAGAAAGCACUCUUCGAGGAAGAUGCUGACCUGCAAUAA
This is a messenger RNA of Monascus purpureus, 2916 nucleotides long. The record is from the annotation of a GenBank genome assembly. NCBI's taxonomy places the organism in Eukaryota, Fungi, Ascomycota, Eurotiomycetes, Eurotiales, Aspergillaceae.